AUGUGACGUCGCUGCGUGCGGCGCCUCUUGUUGCCGGGCAGCGAUGGCGGCUUCUCGGGAGUCCUCUGGGGAGGAUCCACUGCGGAACUUUGUGCGAGUUUUGGAGAAGCGAGAUGGCACAGUGUUACGACUGCAGCAGUAUGGCUCCGGCGGCGUGGGUUGCGUUGUUUGGGACGCUGCCAUUGUCCUUUCUAAAUACCUGGAAACGCCCGGAUUUUCCGGCGAUGGGGCCCACGCGCUGAGCCGGCGGUCGGUGCUAGAGCUGGGCUCGGGCACCGGGGCUGUGGGGCUCAUGGCCGCUACCCUCGGGGCAGAUGUCACAGUCACCGAUCUUGAGGAAUUGCAAGACUUGCUGAAGAUGAAUAUUAAUAUGAACAAGCAUCUUGUCACUGGUUCUGUUCAAGCCAAGGUACUGAAAUGGGGGGAAGAAUUAGAAGACUUUCCUUCUUCGCCAGACUAUAUACUGAUGGCUGACUGCAUAUACUACGAAGAGUCUUUGGAGCCAUUGUUGAAAACCCUAAAAGAUCUCAGUGGGUCUGAGACUUGUAUUAUAUGUUGUUAUGAACAGCGAACAAUGGGGAAAAAUCCAGAAAUCGAGAAAAAAUAUUUUGAGCUCCUUCAACUAGACUUUGACUUUGAAAAAAUUCCUUUGGAAAAACAUGAUGAAGAAUAUCGAAGUGAAGAUAUUCACAUUUUAUACAUCAGAAAGAAAAAAUCGAAAUUUCCAUCAUGAAAUCUUUAGUCAUCUUACCCAGGCCUCUUAACAACGUGGGUAAGCUAAUAACGUGAAUGAAGCAUGUGAAUACAGCAUGGGAAGAUUGUGUUCACAGAUUUUUUCAGCAUGUCUUUAGGGAUCCGAUCUAUAGAUAACCACCACUGGCUGCCUGCAAUAUGAAAAAUGACUUGACUGACUGCCUACCUACCAAUGGGCCUGAAAUCCAACUUAGUUUACUUUUAGCUCCACAUCAAGUUCUGCUUAAAAGAAAUAUUGUGUCACUCACUCCUCCAAUAAAAAUAGGUACUGAGGUUAGCCUAAAGUCUGCCAAAAAUAAUGAAGUAGCAUGGUUGGCUUGGCGUGUUUUCAGGAAAAUAGAGGUAAGUUGAUCCAGUUUCUAAAGAGAGGUAUCAGUUACUCUUUAAUAAUGUUUAAAUUCAAAUCAGUAAAUUUUAAUUUGUCAUCAAGAUAAAUUUAAGAGAGGGUUUUAACAUUUAUACAAUGGAUUUUAUUAUAAGUAUCUUCCACUUCAUUGUUUUUCAGACAACUUUAAUAUUUGUGUUCUUUUACUUGAGAAAAAAAAAACAACAAAAAACAAAAAGACUGUUUUGUGACCAAAGUUCUGUGCUUUUCCUUCACCUUGCUGAUUACAGUAUAAUUUACCCUGUGAAUUACAUAAUAAAUUAUACUGUGGUCGGUUAAUAAAGAUGAAAGUAAGAAGUCAGAGUGCAAGGGGUAUCUGUAAAAUUUUUUAUUUGAGAAUGGAGUGAGAAUAAAAGGCCCAGCUUUAGGCUCGUGUACUUUUCCUCAUGCGUAGCUCCCAGGAAAAUGUGGCUAAAUCACUGGUGAUAACUUGUUUAUAUGAAACAGAAAGCUAUUUAAAUAACUACAAGUGUAGUUCUGUGUACAUUUACCAAAUGAUUCUUUUUCUGUGUGGUCUCUGUUUUAUGUUAUGAUAAUCAUCUGUUCUCAGACUGAUCUGUCAGGACUUCCCAGUCGCACUGGUUCCAAAGCAUAAUAGUAACCAGAUGGAAUGCUGGUACUUAACAGGCAUUGGUGCUAGGUGGCACAUUUUAUGUGUUAAAAUAAACAUUGUUUUUGAGA
Odocoileus virginianus texanus is the source of this 1819-nucleotide messenger RNA. RefSeq names its product valosin containing protein lysine methyltransferase (gene VCPKMT). Lineage: Eukaryota; Metazoa; Chordata; Mammalia; Artiodactyla; Cervidae. Gene Ontology annotation, cellular component: cytosol; cytoplasm. Gene Ontology annotation, biological process: peptidyl-lysine trimethylation. The record is from RefSeq and is a predicted model, not a curated record. Gene Ontology annotation, molecular function: protein-lysine N-methyltransferase activity.